AUGGCAUCUGGCCACGAAAGCUUCCCGCAAAUAGAGGCCUCAGCCGAUACGUCGACUGCUGUUAACGUUAUUACCAGUCCCGGUGCCCAUGCCUGCGCCCAUCAUCUGAGGAAAGACCAUGAAAAUGUCUUGUCUGGACUGAACAACACUAGCACGACAUUGUCCAGCCCUAGUGAUUCAAGACUCGUGGACAAUGGUAACAAAAACCACAAUGUCGUCAAGGACGAUGAUGAUGCUUACAACAACGACGCUAUAGAUCGUGACAAGGACUACUUUGAUACUUUUCCACCGGGGUAUCGCUUCUGUCCGAUGGAUAGUGAACUCAUUGUUUGUUACCUGAAGAAAAAGAUUCUGGGCGAGCUUUUACCCAGGAAUCAGAUUAGAGAAGUUAAUCUUUAUCGCCAGAACCCUGAUACAAUAUCAGGGAGAUAUCCAAGCAUGGGCGAUAAUCAAUGGUUCUUUUUCACACCGAGGGAUAAAAAGUAUUUGAACGGUAGUCGCCCAAAUCGGGCUGCCGGUACCGGUUAUUGGAAGGCCACUGGGGCAGACAAGAAUAUCCACUGCAAUGGUGUCACUGUUGGUGUUAGGAAGACAUUGGUUUUUUAUGAAGGCAGACCUCCCAAAGGUGUGAAGACAAGUUGGAUUAUGCACGAAUACAGGGUUUUAGGACAUCAUAAAAGCAAGAGUGCAAAUGACAUGAGGCUUGAUGAUUAUGUCCUGUGCAAGAUUUAUAAAAAGAAUCACAAAUCUUUCAAAGCUCGGCAAAGGAAUGAUGAAAAUCCUGGUUCAUUUAAUCAAAGCAAUGAUGGAAAUCCUGAUGAUGAACUUGGAGAAGAAAAGGGCAGUUUAUUUGAUCCUCCUCCCGGUAGCAAUGAACAAAGUGGCUGCCCUUACACUUACCAAGCUAACUACACCUAUCCUCAUUUGGAAUCUUUUUAUCAAUAUCCGCCAUCAGAGCAAUUUCCAAUGCUUGCGGGCAUUCAACCACUAUCCAUCGAACCUGCAACAAACCCAGACAUUGCCAAAUACAUCAGUAAUUUUCCACCGCACUACUAUCAUCACGGGGCCAAACCUAUCAGCAGUUUUAUGCAUCCAUCUUCGUUCCUUCCAAUACCUCCUGUCAAUCCAGCUUGGAUUUACGAGCUUGUACAAGAUAAUUUGGAUUUACCGAUGGACUUCACUGAUUAUGGUAAUACAAAUUCUGUGGAUCCUUACCUUGACUUGGACAAACUCUCCUCGCAUGGCUUUGAAAGUCCUUCGAUGCCUCAAGAUUCGCGUGGCUCCCAAGAUUCUUGA
This is a messenger RNA of Coffea eugenioides, 1296 nucleotides long. Its product is annotated as NAC transcription factor 25-like. The record is from RefSeq and is a predicted model, not a curated record. The transcript is spliced from 3 exons. The coding region runs from base 1 to 1296 and encodes 431 amino acids. Gene Ontology annotation, molecular function: DNA binding. Gene Ontology annotation, biological process: regulation of DNA-templated transcription. Lineage: Eukaryota; Viridiplantae; Streptophyta; Magnoliopsida; Gentianales; Rubiaceae.